This is a messenger RNA of Nannochloropsis gaditana CCMP526, 687 nucleotides long. Its product is annotated as p-type h+-atpase. The record is from RefSeq and is a predicted model, not a curated record. The transcript has 2 exons. Bases 1 to 687 code for a protein of 228 amino acids. Gene Ontology annotation, cellular component: plasma membrane. Gene Ontology annotation, biological process: regulation of intracellular pH; proton transmembrane transport. Gene Ontology annotation, molecular function: ATP binding; P-type proton-exporting transporter activity; ATP hydrolysis activity.
AUGGCCUCCAAGUGGAACGAGCCCGCCCGUGACGCCCUUGACACCCUGGUCCACGGCGCAGCGGACUUGAAAUCCUUGGCGGACGUGCAACAGAUUGACUACAUGCCUUUUGACCCCACCAUCAAGCGCACGGAGGGGACCAUCCGAUUGCCCAGCGGCGAGACCUUCAAGGUCAGCAAGGGUGCCCCGCAUAUUAUCAUGGGCUUGUUGGAUCAGACCGCCCAGGCGAGCGUAAUCGAGCAAUGCGAAAAAGACGUGGAAGGGUUGGGAGAGCGUGGCAUUCGUUCUUUGGCCGUGGCCAAGACCAAGGGCAGCGCGGACGGCCCUUGGGAACUGAUUGGGCUCUUGACUUUCUUGGACCCCCCCCGCCCCGACACCAAAGACACGAUCGACCGGGCGCGAGACUUUGGCGUGGAGGUGAAAAUGAUCACAGGCGACCACCUCUUGAUCGCCAAGGAAACCGCGCGUCAGUUGGGGAUGGGCACGCACAUCGAGAACGCUGGGAAAUUGCCCAAGCUGGGCGAAGACCGAAAAGCGCCCGCGAAUCUGAUGGAUUUCUUUUCCUACGUAGAGGAGACGUCUGGUUUUGCCCAGGUUUUCCCCGAGCACAAAUUUUUGAUCGUCGAGGUUCUCCGCCGCGGCGGGGUGCUACGGAUGCCGCCCGUGCUGCCGCAGACAUCGUCUUGA